CAAUCAGAGGAGUGUGCUGUGAGGCAGCCAGCAGGGCUGAAACCUCAGUCUUGCUCUGGAAGCAUAAGCAAACAUGGCCCUGCGAUGGACAUUUCUCUUGGUCCUCACACCUCUGCUGGCAGCACAGGAGCUGACAGAUCCAGACCUUGAUCUCUCAGGAGAAACCCGGGAAAAAAACAUCUUCCAGGUUGUCCCUGGAACCUUGGAGAUUUCCAGCACCAGCAUCAAGCUGAACUGGACCUGCAGGCCCCCUGACACCUGCCAGGAUAUUUGGGCCAAGUGCCGGCUGGAAGAUGAUUACUCCUCCUCCUGUGAGGCUGAGGAGGUGAAGGGACAGGAGAGGCUAUAUGGCUGGAAAGGAACAUUUACCUGCCCCCCUCUGCAGCCCUUCACUCCUUACAGUGUCACCAUCUCCAUGCCCCCCAGCACAAUCCUCUUCACACGGAUCUACAGGACAAAGGAAACAGUGCCAGAUGCACCCGAGGACUUGCAGCUGGAUCCCAGCACAGGGUCCCUCGGGUGGAAGGCGCUGCCCUCCUGCAAAGGGGAGAUCAUUGGAUACCAGCUGAACAUCACAGCCAGGAGAGCGCAGGACGGCAGCUUCAUUGAUUUCCAGCAGGUGACAGUGAACCAGUCUGUCACCCAGUACACGCCACCUGCUCAGGCAGCUGGGAGCACCUACGUGGUGACAGUGCAGGGCCUCACGGCAGCUGGUGCUGGGCCAGCAUCAGUCCUGGAGUUUCAAAGCUACAUCUCAGAUGAAUGCCAAAGGCCCAAGUGGGAUUCAAGACUCAAGCUGACACCAGACUGGCAGAUUUACUGGAAGAAUGAAGAAGUGAUGCUGACCUGCCCUAAGGGAUUCCAGCCAUCCUUCACUCAUGUCAAGUGUUUAGGAGAAAACCGGCCCAUCCACAGCUGGACUUCUGUAUACAGAGGCCAAUGGGAGGGAAGGGACUACAAAGGUGACUGGAUCCACGUUCAGUCCAGCGUGGAGUGCCUGGAAAUGUGCCAAAAGCCCCCAUGGGACUCAAGACUCCAGCUGACACCAAACCAGAUGAUUUUCAAAAAGAAUGAAGAAGUGAUGCUGAGCUGCCCUGAGGGUUUCCAGCCAUCCUUCAGCCAUGUCAAAUGUGCAGGGAAAGGCAUGUCCAGCACCAUCAGGAAUCCGGAAUACACAGGCUCAUGGGACAGAAAGAAUAGCAGAGGGAACUGGAUCCCCAUCAAGUCCAACGUGGAGUGCCUGGCUUUGACAGCAACAUGCCAAAGGCCCCACUGGGAUUCAAGUCUCCAGCUGACACCAGACUGGGACAUUUACAAGAAGAACAAAGAAGUGGGGCUGAGCUGCCCUAUGGGUUCCCAGCCAUCUUUCACCAGAAUCAAAUGUUUGAGGCAGGACCAGCCCAUCAGCAAAUGGAAUAAUGCUUCCAGAGGAGUCUGGCAUGCAAUGCCCAGACAAGGUUUUUGGAUCAACAUUCAGUCCCAUGUGGAGUGUAUCGCUGUGCUAGAAAUGUGCCAAAGGCCACAGUGGGACCGAGAGCUUCAGCUGACACCAGACCAGGAGAAUUUCAAAAAGAAUGAAGAAGUGAUGCUGAGCUGCCCUGAGGGUUUCCAGCCAUCCUUCAGCAGUGUCAAAUGUGCAGGGAAGGUCCUGUCCAGCACCGACAGGAAACUAUACACAGACUCAUGGGAGGGAAGGGACAUCAGAGGGAACUGGAUCCCCAUCAAGUCCAGGGUGGACUGCAUCGACAUUCGCAAGGUUGUCCCUGGGACCUUGGAGAUUUCCAGCACCAGCAUCAAACUGAACUGGACCUGCAGGCUCCCUGACACCUGCGAGCACAUGCUGGCCAUGUGCCAGCUGGCAGAGCAUUCCUCAGCUCCCUGUGAGGCUGAGGAGGUGAAGGAAGAGGAGAGGCUACAUGGCCAGGAGGGAACAUUCACUUGUCAGUCUCUUCAGCCUUUCACUCUCUACAGUGUCACCAUCUCCCUGCCCCCCAGCACAAUCCUGUACUCGUGGUUGGCCAGAACAGAAGAAACAGUGCCAGAUGCACCUGAAGACUUGCAGCUGGAUCCCAGCACAGGGUCCCUCAGGUGGAAGGCACUGCCCUCCUGCAAAGGGGAGAUAAUUGGAUACCAGCUGAACAUCACGACGAGGAGCGCGCAGGACGGAGCCUUCCUGCAGCUCGAGCGGCUGCGGCUCAACAGCUCGGUCACCGAGCACCCGCUGCAGGAGCCCCGCGCCGGCAGCACCUACCUGGUGUCGGUGCGGGGACUCACGGCCGCCGGAGCCGGGGCUGCGUCGCUCCGGCAGUUUCCGACCAACAGCCCGGACGCCCCGCACCCUCUGGGCAGCAGCUGCCGCGGCGCCCGAGACGUCUCCCCGAGCCAAGGCACGGCCGUGCUGCCCCUCCGCCCCCUCGCCCGGCCCCCCGAGGCCGAGAGGGAGCACCAGCUCCUCGUGGCCGCCACGCACGACGGCGCCGGCCCCGCGCUGGAAGGCGCCUGCUCGGGGCAGCCGCAGCCCUUCAACGCCAGCCGGCAGCCCGCUGCCUACCUGGCCGCCCUGCUCAACCUCACCGCCCCCACGGACUUCGUGCUGGGCCAGGGGGCCCGCGGGCAGGGCUACCACAACGCGGCCCUGCGCCCGGGAUGCAGCUACACGGCCCUGCUCCGCCUCGUCCGCCGCUCGCACCAGACGGAGACGUUCACCUGUGUGUGCUACAGCUUCUCCCUGGAGCCGGAGCUGGUGCCUCUGCUGGGCAGGAUGCACGUGAUUAUUGGAGUAGCAGUAGUAAUUGCACUCCUGGCACUGGGAAUUUUGCUGCUCUUCAUGCUUUUCAGGCGAAAGUACAACAGUUCAAAAACCUCAGAGACCAGCAGUGCUAUUCCCCUGCGAAGAUGUCGAGGAGGUGUGUGCAAACUGAACACACAGAUCCCAGUGGAGGAGCUGCUGGAGGCUGUGAAGAGUUUUAAGAGGGCAGAAAUAGAGGCAGAGCAGACAGAGGAUGAAUCAGACAACAGGCAUGGUGCUGGGCGUCUGAGAGAGUAUCAGCAACUGUCCUCCACUCUGUUGCAUUCCUGCAAUGCUGGGAAGGAGCUGUGUAAUCAGAGCAAGAACCGCUACAAGAGCAUCAUCCCGUGUAAGCAGAGCUCUCCAGGGCUUGGCACAGGCACUUGGACCUGGUUGGGCAGUGCAGGGUGCUGGGCAACUGUAGGUGCCUCUCCAGCUAUUCAGCAAUCCUGA
This is a messenger RNA of Apus apus (common swift), 3241 nucleotides long. RefSeq lists its product as uncharacterized. Lineage: Eukaryota; Metazoa; Chordata; Aves; Apodiformes; Apodidae. Gene Ontology annotation, molecular function: protein binding. The record is from RefSeq and is a predicted model, not a curated record. The transcript is spliced from 18 exons. Bases 74 to 3241 code for a protein of 1055 amino acids.